CCGCACCGGAAUAUUCCCCACCGACGACCUAUUUCGCCCAAGACUUCACCUUUUCCCGAAAACUAUAAAUACUUCUCAUUCUCACCAGCCAUUUCGUGCCCUAGACUUCUCCGUCAUCGCCUCCACUAACCCCAACUCUCUCUCUCCACGCAAUACUCACUUUCUCUGUAUUUCUUUCCUCAUUUUAGUUCAAAAUCCUUGAUUUUUCAGUCUCUUUGGGGUUCGAUACAGUGUAAAGAUGGUCUGUUUUGAUUCAUUAUCGAGUGACUAGAAGUGGGAUUGGAUCGAAGAUGGUUUUGAGUUCAUUUGGAGUAUUGGGUCUUUGUUGGUUGUGGGGGUUUUUGUUGUGGUAAUGGAUGUGGUGGAGUUGCCCGUACCGGCGGCAGUUGCGGUGUUGACGCUCAUGGGAUCUGAUGGUUUCGGUGGCGUUGGUGGUAGCAGUGGUGGUGGUGUCGGGGUUACAGUCGAGGAAGUCGAGGCUCGUGAAUUGGACCGCGUUUCGAUUCUUGUUUCCCCCUCAAUUGACAGAUGCAGUUCUUUUCUCAGCCAGAAAGAUGAGGUGGGUGCUGUUCGUCCCUCAGAAUCAGCCUUCUGGAAAAAGACGCCAGAUGUUGAAAUUAGGCGAGCUAGUCAGUUGUCCAGCUUUCAUGGUGAAGAUGCAUCUGAUGACCUUAAUUUUGUGAGCACAAAUAGUUGUCAAUCAUUGAUGCCCAGGCUGGAGGCUAAAGAAUUAAAAAAGAAAUCUGGUAAAGUGUCAAGAAGUAGCAGUGGGUGUUCAAAGAGGUCGCGUAUGGCACAAAUGGAAGUUUCUAUAAAUGAACAUGGAGCUGAUGAUAUAAAGGGCACAUCUAAUGAGCUUGGGUCAUAUUCUGCAAAAUGCAAUAUUGCAGAGCGAAAUCAAAUGGCUAAGCAAAAGAACAACUUAAAUGGGAAGCGAGGUGAUAAAAGAAAUGGUAAAAUUCCUUUGAAGAGUAAAUAUGAUACUUUUUCUCUAAAGGCUGGCUUGUCGAGCUUUGGUUCAUCUGUUGGAGGGAACAACAAUCUUGGAGUAUAUGGUUCAAAACAAGAUAGUUUUGAUGUCACAAAGCAUGUAGAUGAGCUGUCGUUGAACGAACUCCUAGAUGGCAGUUACAAGUGUCCCAGUUUUACUAAAGACAAGGGAAAGAAGGCAGCAAAUUCGAACGAAACAUUCCUGAAUUCUGUUAGAAGUAUUUUCUCUAUUCUUCGGCUCCGAAAACCUAUACGACCCCAAAAUUCUGCUGAUAUUGAUAAUAGUUGCAACCAUAAAGUUACCACGUGCCUGGUGAGCUCUGGCUCUUGUGUAGCAGGCAGAAGUGACGGUGAUAGAGGAGAUACCUACACAAAAGAUCGAUCAUCAUGUAACAAGAUGUUUCACGAUUCUUGUGGUUGUAGCAAGCUCAAAUCACCUGCCCAUAUGCCUGACUUCCCAUUGUAUCAACCUGAAGAUAUUUUGGAGCGCCUUGCUCUUCCUCCACCCAAAGAUUUGGAGUCUUUGCUCCUUGAUGCUAGCAAGCCUGCUUUACCUUCAAGGAAUAAUUCCGAGCUACGUUUAGGCAAGCCAGUAUCUAAUCGAGCUGGCUUGCCACCCUUUCCUUGGUCACAUACUUCCGGUGGGCAUUAUAAAUCGAGUUCUGAUGCAGCUAAAUUUUCUACAACUAGGACCAAUUGCCAAGGUAGAUGGGUAAAAAUAGAGAGCAGUGCCACUUCUUUGAAUAGCACCACCAGUUUCCUUGUGGACUUUGAGUCACUUACUUACGAUCACAGUCUAGUACCUUCAGUGGGUCCCAAUUUAGGGCCUUCAGAAAAUAAAAAUGUCCCAUCUACAUCUAUUAGCUUUCUCUGUGAACGUAGUUUAUCAGCUUCUGCAACAAUCUCAAGAGCUUCCAAGGUUCCUCCAGAAUCUGGAGGCGGUUUCGAUUGUCAAGACAAUGCUGGGCAUUCUCCAAUAAGAUUGGCUGCUGCUCAAACACUAUAUGACAUUGCAACUAAUUCCCCAAGGAAAAACCCACAUGACAUGAUCAAGUGGCCGAAGAAAUCCACACAGAAAGCCAUGAAAGCUCGCAAGUUGAAGUCAAAUGAGAAAUCUGAAGAAAUAUUCGCAACACCAAAUUCAGUAACAAGACCAAACGACGUGAUAAAGAAUGUGAUUGAGUUGCUGCCGGCGAAGAAGCCCAGGCUCUCCAUAAAUGAGAAGAGUAAUGGUCUUGGUCAUGCCCACACCAUGAGAAAAGUCCCAGUGACAUGGGCUGCUCCCAGAUCAAGUAGAUCAUCUCCUAGCAAAUUACUAAGGGACUCAGUUGUAGAACCAAAACAUUAUAGUCCUGACAUUGUAAAGCAAUCUUCUGUGAUCCCACCAUCCACAAGGGUCUUGGAUAAGGCUUGCAAUGGUCAGCAGAAGUUGAGGAGAUUAGUGCCGAUGGAGCGGAACUGGUCAGGAGGUAAGCUGGACUGAUCAAUAUGUGGUGAAUGCAGAAGCUGCUUCUUCUUUGGAAAUUUGUUGUUCAUUUAAAUAUUCAGUUAAUUGUGAAAACUGGUAGGUCUGUAUAUAUUGUGCUGCAAGUAGAAUGGGAUUGUUGUAGUGUUUCAUCACAGAGUAAGAGGAACAGUGACGGAAUGUUGUAACAUUAAUUGUAGGAUGAGUGUGGAAACACAUGGGAAUUCCUUGCCUUUGUAGAUCAUAAAAUGAGGCUAUAGAAAUUCACGUUCUCUC
Molecule: messenger RNA, 2731 nt
Organism: Cornus florida
Lineage: Eukaryota; Viridiplantae; Streptophyta; Magnoliopsida; Cornales; Cornaceae
Exons: 7
Coding region: 353-2473 (706 amino acids)
Source: RefSeq, a predicted model, not a curated record